Molecule: messenger RNA, 852 nt
Organism: Prorocentrum cordatum
Lineage: Eukaryota; Dinophyceae; Prorocentrales; Prorocentraceae
Source: the annotation of a GenBank genome assembly
CCACUUAGGCUUCAGGCAGCUGUUGGAUCAGGGGCGAAUCUGCCGAAUGACGCCGCUGCUUGGUCCUUCGUGCAGAUAGUAGACUGGCCCGCCACAUUGGACACCGAGUCCGCCAGAAAUUUUUCGUUGAGCCAGAAACGCUCACAUACUUCAGUUCACAUGGGGCAAGCUCAAGGCUUAAGCAAAUUCGGAUGCUGCGGACCUGAGAGGAAGCCUGAGCCUGUUACGCUAAACAUCUACGAUUUACACGGCAAGGGACGAGGCAUAUUCAAGGGCAUGAACGUUCUCCUUCGCGCUGCAGGCACUGGCGCAUUCCACGUCGGUUUGGAGGUAUUCGGCCAGGAGUACAGCUUCGGGUACCGCGAAGGCAGCGGGACUGGAGUGUUCAGCCACGCUCCACGGGAAAGUGAGAUCCACUCUUUUCGCGAGUCGAUUUUCAUGGGCGAUACGGACCUCACGCAGUACGAGGUGGAAAAGCUCAUGAAGAGGAUGAAGGCUCGUUGGCUAGCCAGCAGCUAUGAAACAUUAUCCCGAAACUGUUGCCAUUUCUGUGACGAGUUGUGCUUGGAGCUCCGCGUCGGUCGGCCAUCUUUCGUACCUUUGCCAGAGUGGCUGAACAGCCUCACUGCCGCCGGCAACGCCUGGGGCGGCUCUGGCCAACAGGAUGACAACGCCUCGGAGGUGCACAAGUUUCAUGCCUUGGAGCACAGCGCAGAGAAGUCAUCCAGAAAGCGUCCCGCUCCAGUCGAGGUUACGCCAGAACCGAUUGAGUCAGAGGGUCAAGAGCGUACUACAUCGAGACAGUCCAAAACAAAUGCAGGGCUGACCAUCUCAAUCGACCUGAGGUGGUAA